CGGGACCUGGGUGAGAUCCGGGCAGCGGAGGAGUGAUCGGGUGAGAUCCGGGCAGCGGAGGAGUGAUCGGGACCUGGGUGAGAUCCGGGCAGCGGAGGAGUGAUCGGGCGAUGUUGGAGGAGAUCUGCCAGUGACUGCACGGAUGUGGAUUUAGGAAGAAGUAGGAAUCCGGUGAUUGUAGAGGAGGGGAUGAGGAUGCCCGGAGGAGCCCGCUGGGGUGUGUUGGUGACCUGAUCUGUGCUGUGGGGCGGAUGGCAGAGUGAAAAGCUCCGGAUCUCGGUGUGUCCGAUCAUGGGCACCGGAGUGUGCAGCAGGAGGCAGAAGAGUCUUCUCCAUACCGCCUUGUGCCUGCUGGCCGUGCUGGGACUGGGCGGCGGGCUCUACUUGUAUAACUACGUGCAGGACAAAACCCGGAGCUCCGAGGUCCAGGCGAUGAAAUUCAAGCAGCAGCAUGAAGCCUUGUCAGCCCAGCUACAGGUGGUGUACGAACAUCGGUCAAGGCUUGAACGCUCUUUACAGAAAGAAAAGGGUGAACACAAGAAAACGAAAGAAGAUUAUUUAGUCUAUAAACUGGAGGCACAAGAGGCCCUGAACAAAGAGAAGCAAGAUUCUAUGAACCGCUAUGGGGCCCUAACCUCACAGCAAAAGAUUCUUAAGAAUCAGAAUGAAGAGAUCAAGAAGCAGUUGUCCGAUUUACAAGUGGAGCAUGGCAGUCUAAAGCUGGAACACCGCAAAACCAUUGAGCUGCACAACCAGCAAGUAUCCCAACUCAAGAGAGACAAAGAUAAUGAGAUUCUCAAUCUACAAGAUACUAUUUCGAAACUGCGUGAAGAAAGUAAACUCCUCAGGAAGGCCCAUCAAGAUGUCCACUCACAGCUUCUAAGUGCACAGGCUCAAAUGGAAGAAUUCAGACAGCUGAAGGAUGCCUUGAAGAGAAUGCCAAGUUUCAAAGACCCGGGUACCAGCACGCAAAAUCAACAUUCUCUUCCUCCUUCAAAGAACCUGAACAAACCUUUUGCUCAGCCGCCCCAGAGUUCCCUGAGAAAUGACAGGAGGGAAGAAAACGUCCCUGGGGGGGCAGCCCGACAUGUAAAGGAGGCUUCCCAGGCACAGCCCACGUCACAGAGCAAUUCCCAGGUUCAUAGUCCCACCGCACAUUUAACAGCCCUGGGACCGGGAACUCACAAUGACAGCCAUGUGGGGAAAUUUACCAGGACAGUAAACAGUCUGCAAGGCCACAAGGAGGAUGAGAAGCCAGCUGUGUCACCACAUGUCCAGCAGCCACCCCAGCACCCAGCCGUCCACAAAGGAGUCCUACCUGACCUGCCAGGCGCUCUGGAUAAGAAAACGCCCACCGCGAAUGUUCUAGUUGCCAAAGAACAAGUGCCGGUUCACAGCUGGCAAGAUAUUGUUAGCAAAGUGAAUGCAAGGAUGACUAAAGAGGAAAGCAACAAAGUCGACGGCAGCGAUGGUCUUGUGAAAACCCAAACACUCCAUGCCAAUGUAGCUGUUGGAAAGUGGGAGAACAGGGCGAUGCAUCGUGGCUACCUUAGACGAAUCGGCGAUAAUGAGGCUGAAAUGGAUGCUGGUGUGAUUGACAGAGAGGAUGGCCCUCCACCCAUGAAGCAACACGUAGGCCAGGAGGCUCUGGCUCAAGAAGAUGCUGCAGAUCCAGCCAAAGACCCCAACAAUCAGGGAGAAGAUGAGUAUGAGGAGGCAGAAAUAGACAGACCAGCGUUUGAGGAGAAAGCAAAUGCAGAAAAGCAACCAGCUCAACCUGAGGUGGAUAGGCCAAUGGAACCCGACGCCGAGCUGAAAUCCAGAGAAGAAGCAGAAGACCGAUAUCAGGAUGACCAGGAGCAGGAAAUUGAUGAGCGGGGUGGCGAACCGGAGAACGGUGAUGACUUGGAACUGGUGCAAGAUGAAGAGGUAGUAAAAGUGGAUACAAGAAACGGAAAAGAAGGCUAUUACUGAUCCUUUUUUAUGCUGAAACAUGCACUUGAGCCUUUUAUCUAGGAGGCAGAAGAAAGUAAAAUGUAGAUGGCACAAACCAUGGAGUGCUCCUAAAUUACAUGUGGAGGACGCUGCAGAUCAAUGGACUGAUGCAUUGAUGGACUUGCCUCUAUGUAUAUUAAUAAAAUUCAGAAGGGCUUUGGUUAGGACUUCUUAUGGACACAUACCUUUUUUCUGUGCUGCACUAGCCUCGGAGAUGCCUUUCUCUCUGUUUGUGACUGUAAAUGAGGAAUAUAUCUAUUUUUUAUAACUUCUGUGCAGCUCAUGCAAGUUUCUUACCAGAAUUCUGUUUCUCGAGUAUCAAAAAUUGAAGAGCGCAGGCAACUUUUAUGCAUUUUCUUUUUUUUUCCAGGCGCAGAAGAGAAUGAUUUGUUCUUUUUAUAGCAGGAACGCUUUGUUAGAGCAUGGUCAGUUUAUUUGAGUGAAUCAUCCAAGACUUAGAUGUUUGUGGAAUACCUGUUAGAAGGACCUUUUGCUGGAAAGUGACGUUUUGGUUAUAUACUUGUUGAUUUUACCAUCUGUGGCUUUCUAACGUCCCUCUCUGGGACUUCAGCAGUGAGCCUUCCAUGCUGGCAUUCUGUGCUCAGGUCCUGUUAUCUUAGAGUCUGACCUUCUGCUGAUAUCUACAUAAUACAAAUAAAAAUUCCAACAAGA
Messenger RNA from Rana temporaria (common frog), 2667 nucleotides. Its product is annotated as Golgi integral membrane protein 4-like. Lineage: Eukaryota; Metazoa; Chordata; Amphibia; Anura; Ranidae. The record is from RefSeq and is a predicted model, not a curated record. Bases 292 to 1974 code for a protein of 560 amino acids. The transcript has 14 exons. Gene Ontology annotation, cellular component: Golgi membrane; Golgi apparatus.